GGGAGAUUCUAGUCCACGGGUAAGUGUGUCAAAAGCUGUAGCAGGUAAAGGAGAUGCUAGUGCACGUGCAGACACGGCUGUUGCGGAACACCUAGUUCACGGCAACGAUAUGAUAGCACGACUUCAAGGCCUUAGCGUUGCUGAAUCAACGCCCUCUGGAGGAGUACAUGAGCAAGCGGGGCAUCAUCUUUCUGGAGGAGAUGGUCCUAAAUUACUGCGCUAUGAUGUCAAUUCACGUGGGAUAUUGCCAUUGAAAGAUGGAAAUCAAGGAAAAGGAGGAACGAAGGAGCCAAACAAGGGUAUAGGAGUUCACAAUACUAGAGGAGAGGAACCGGCUCCAGUGCCAAUUACAUCUGUCGGAGAGCAUGAAGAUGGGACUUCUUCUAGAGAUAACAGCUGGUUGCCUGUGUUACGACUACCUCCACUGCGGUCUGCACCUAACUCGCCUACUGAAAGAAGUGACGUCAAAACUGCACAAGUUCUCACAGCAAAUGGAACCAAGAAAACGACCGUACAGCAACUAGUACAAGCUAAUCAUGGUUGUAUAACAUCAAAAGCACAACAACAAAUAGUAGUAGAAACUGAAAAGAAUCAUGUUGGUACAAGUGCAACUACAACAUCAAAUCCAGGAAUGAAAAUGAAUAGAGAUGUUCAUGUUGCUGCAGCUGGAUCACUGGAGGCUUCUCCCCCAAUACAGGAACUAUCACCUUCUCCUAUGUUUAACCGACAAAGAAAAUUCGUACGUUUUGUUAAGGCAACCAAGAGAGCAUCCUGCUUAGCAUCAUCCGACCUUGGUGCUUUUUCUAUAGUUGAAAAAGAAGCACCUUCCAAGGAUAGCAUUGCUCUCACAAGGAUGAACAAGGGGAGCACAUUCCAAGGAUACUAUUACUCUCACAAGGAUGAACACCCAAGGAUAAAAAUGCUCUCAAGGGAGAUGGUAACGCGGUAGCUCUAAUUUUGACUUGUCAGAAGUUGGUCUGUACGAUCCUCGGGAAGACGACAUCAGCAACCGAGAGAGGUCGCCACAACGCUCACAGAAACCGGGAAUUAAGGCUUGCCCUUAUCCAUCUUCUGCGGCAUCCUGAAGAGGCAUUUCAAGGGAAAAAAGCACCCAGGAUGCGCCUCAAGAUGGAUAAGGGUGAGCUCUAAGGGAAGGCAAAGCAGGUCGUUUGAGCAAUUGCUAUCAGGCAUUGAUCUUGGAGAUGAGGCAGUGGAGGAGAUCGGAGGAGGAGCGCCGUUUUCUGAAUAUAAUCCUGGUGGAGCUUCUUCUUCAUCUACUGGUUUUACAGCUUCUCAUUUAGUUGCAAAAAUCCAUUCAGCAGCUGCAAAAAACCAUACGCAUGACUCCCCAGCUGGAAGAACACAUGACGCUCUUUUCUUAAGGGUUACUUACCUCCUUUAUUAAGGGUUCUUCACUACCAUCCUUGACCUGUUUCCCAGUAGGAAAGGGGUCAGGGAUGGCCUGAAGAGUGCAAUGGCGCAGCCUCUAACUUUGCCCAGUAGGGUUCUCAACACGAACGGCAGUUUCUUUCUCCCUACUGGCGGAAACGGAGAGGAUCUAAGCUUGCCAGUUCAAAGACAGCGAGAACUAAGCUCGUUCGCUUCCCUGUUUGCAUCAAACAGUGAAGCACUCUUACUAGAACGAGAUGCCGAAGCACUUGUACUAGAACGAGAUGAUCUACCGCGAGAUGAUCUACAACGAGAUGGAGAUCAGAAGGACCAGCAGGCGGACACUUCUCAGGACCUGGAUCUAUCUUCUAAAGUUGUGGCUCCAUUUGUUGAUGAGGUAUUUGGCUGGAGUGGACGUGGUGCAUCGUCUCACCAGGAGAGUCGGACUGGUGGUUCACGAACCGAAGCAGACGCGAGAACACGUGAUCAAGAUCAAUUUUUCGAAGCCGUCCGUGAUAAACUUGUGCAUCAAAGAACUUCUGAGGAGACAAAGGACGGCGAAUCACACGCUAUGACAACAGCAGACCCUCCUUGUCUCGGUACAGAACAAACUACGACAUGUCCGGACGAGCCUCUGAGUCCAGAUACAUAUUCUACGAGGAAGAAAAGAAUCGCCAAACGCGAAUGCUCGAAGAUGAAAGGGAGUAAACGUAACAUGCCGUCCAUGCCUGAGCAUAGUCCUAGGACAAAACUAACUGACAGCUGGGAAGUGGAUGCAGGAUCAAAGGGAAAGCAAGAGGCAGCAGCCAGUUCCGGAAGUACAACUGACGGUAGUGGUGCCUCAAAAGCAUCAGCCAGAGCCACGGAUAUAUUGGCAGAAGCAAAAACAAUGGCAGCUAAAGCUACUGCUGCCAAAGCUACAACAGCAUCAGCAUCCAGUAAGGGGAGAAGCUAUGGCAUAGCUGCUAGUACCACUCCCCUCAAAACACCUACGCGUGAUAAAAAACCGUCACCGCCUCUAGUUAUUCCGUCACCGGGUGUGGAUGCAAAUAAUGUUGUCGAUCGUGCUGUUAGAUGUAUGAGACCAACGCCGACGAGAGCGUCAUCUCCGACUUCUGAUUUCAUCGGAACAGGUGCUCCUGGUAGUCCUUCGAGGAGGUCUGUCGUCGAUCGCGCUGCAUCUAGUAGCACGCAUCUAGUAGUAUCUUGUUCCGCUUCUUCUCCACACGAACGGCCUAUUAAUAAGGGAGUAGGAUCCUCAUCCGCUUCUUCUCCACAUAAUAUUCGUGUGGGAGGAUCACCAGGAUCACCAGCCAUGUCACCGUCCGCAACGCCUCCUAUUAAGGAUUCCGACAUUCGUCCCUGAUCUUUCACUAACAUCCCUGUUUCCAAUUUGAGAAAGAACUCAGGGAUGUUCUGAAGAGUGCAAUGGCGGAAUGUCUAAUCAUGGAACAAAGUCUCCUCAGCAACACUUCACGCCUCCUGCUCAUCUUCUUGCUGGUAACCUGAUGGUCAUGCAACGAGGAGCAGCUUGUACACCAGGCUUAGCUUCUGGUGGUCGUGGAUUUCCUGCUACCACCUCCCAGAUGGGACAAAUCCCGCAACUUAAAGCUGGAGGAGGAGCAACGACCUCAACAUCACGUCAAGCAGGAGUUCAACAUUUGACUUUGAGGGGUAGCAGUGCUAGUAGCACUAGUAAUAAAACUAAUUCUUGUAAUUCUCCUAUCCGAGGAAGUAAUUCUCCUAGCAUGAUGUCUGAAGGCCAUUCUCCUGCUUCUUGUAUUUAAGGGUGCCCAGUACCAAAUUAGAUUCUCCAGUACUAGACCCUCCUUAGCUCCUCUUUUCCUAGUAGAAAAGAAGGUGGGGAUCUUUGUUCUGAGGAAUGUAAUUCCGUGAGCUCUAAUGCAUAUCGCCUUUUGGUGAGAGGUCGCCUGUCGCUGGCUCAGGUUUCCUCCCCCCAAUGUCGUCUCCGACUUCGGGUUGUGAUAUAGGGCAUGCGCCUGUAGAACAGCAACAUCAAUACCGUAAAGAAUCCUCGAGUACUGCUCCUGCAGCACAACCUCGUGAACGUGAGCAGUCUAGUGCUAGUAUCUCCCCUACUAAUAUCUCACAAGUUGGAGGAGCACCAAAAACAAUCUCACAACACGUUGAACCUCGGCAAGGGUCCUUGAAUGUAUUGCAACAGCAAAGCAUAAGUAGGAAAAGGGGGUCAGUUCUUCCAGUUCAACCUAGGAACCAUUUGGGUGGACCUAGAGGACUUAUUCCUCCUAAGUAUGCAGGAGGCGAUGCUGCGAGGAGAACAGUAAGCCCUGCAGCAAGCCCUUGUCCCUUCCCCUUUGGUGUGUUUGCACCAUCCGGCGUGGAAGACGAUCCACUCUCAGACACGUCAUUUUAUGAAACGAAAAUCUGUUCUCAUUUUCAAGCUUAUCAAGUUUAGAAAAGAGUGUUGAGGAUGAUGACAGAUUUCGGCUUCAUACAUUUCGUGGAUUUUAUACUAGUGCUGGUCCUUGGACGCGCAAAACUGAUGUCCCAGGGAGCGAGCAGCAACAUGCAGAAGCGCAUCCCUUCAUCAUGAAGCCUGGUGGUACGAGUGGUGGUCCCACUACUCCCACUACUACGUUUACUACAUCAAAGCCCUCUACGGCUGUGAUAAAAGCCUAUCAAGGAGGACCUCCGUCUAGUGCACCAGCCGCGUCACUUAAUACAACUGGAGGUGCCCUUCUGCAUUUCCACGGACGUGCAACUCCAGAAACAGCGACCACAAGCUCUGAUGAUCUUCCUGACGAUAAUAUUAACUCCCUUGGCGUCGCUGGUCGCGCUUAUCCUAUGGUCCAAGGUCCUGGUCGAGGAGGUGGACCUCGCAUUAUAGAUACUAGAAGGGACGAUAUGCGUGAGCAACCACGUGUUCUGCCUGGAUUCGGAUCCACAUCGGUAAGCAGCCGCAUCAAGGGAAGGCGGGCUUCCAUUUAAUAGUCGUGAUUUCUCAAACAGAAAUUUUUCGCUGUUUGAAUGAAUCCAUGUUGUUACAGCGUUACAUUGAAUCCAUGUUUCAACGUUGAGCCUUUGAAAUCACCCAUAUUGAUUUUUGAUGCUCAAGGAAUGUGACCCUACUCUUACGUAGCUCAUUAAUAUUGACGGGUGAAUGUCAAUCCACUUUUUAUCACGCAUGCAAUCAGCAUCAAGAAAAGGUAAGUACAAAUGAUAAUGCGAACAGCGAACAUCAUUACACUGUUGAGUAUAAGAAACGCAUCUACUUCACUUUUCACACUUGUUCAUGUUGCCAUCCUCGUCCUCGAGUGGACAAUUUUCAGUUUGCUCCAGUCUUCUCUCUUCGACAGAUGUGAUUUUGAUCUCGUCCUUUCACCAUCUGCAUUCUGGUUUGCAAACGCAUAAGGGACGCAAAAAGUUUCCUGUCAAAAAGAUCAGUGUGGUCGUGAAGUACAAGUACUCCUUGGCC
Molecule: messenger RNA, 4846 nt
Organism: Amoebophrya sp. A25
Lineage: Eukaryota; Dinophyceae; Syndiniales; Amoebophryaceae
Source: the annotation of a GenBank genome assembly